UAAGUAUUCUGUUUCCUUGGAAUCUAUACAUAUAAAUUUGAGCAAGAGUCAAGCCUAAAAGUGACAGUGCAAGGCUAAAAAUGACUAAAGGGUGGUUUUCAUUCUCAUGUUGUUUUAAUUACCCUACCAAGUUUGUUCUUUUUUGUCAUUAUUGUUUGCUUUCUUUUUAGCCAUUUUAGUUAUUUUGAAAUAAGUUUCAGCGAGCUCUGUCUCAAAAAAAAAAAAAAAAGUUCCAUGCUAUAGUAGCUUUGGAGGUUUCCGCAAAUGGAGGGAGAAAAGGUUACUACAAUGAUUCAAGCAAGGAUAACAAUCCCAGAUAAAAGAACUGCUUUUUCUGGGACAACGACUGCUCCCCUGUUUGCCUGGCCAUGGGAACACUAUGGCAAUUACAAGUACUUGUUUUACGUGGCACUUCUUGCAAAAUACUUGUAUCCUACUACUACAACUGAAGAAGGCACCGAGGGGAGUAGUUGGUGCUUACAUAUUCUACUCUUGUUCCUCCUAAGAGGUCUCCUUUAUCAACUGUGGAGCUCUUAUGAUUAUAUGUUUUUCCUCAAUCGAACCCGCCGGAUUUCUGAAGAGGGCAUUGAUUUUAAGCAAAUUGAUGCAGAAUGGAAUUGGGAUAAUUUCUUAAUUCUUCAUGCUAUUGUGGCUGUGCUGGCCUAUUGGAGCUUCCCAUCUCUAACCAAUCUUCCCCUCUGGGAUGGAAGGGGUAUUUUUUGUUGUCUUGCACUCCACAUUGGGGUCUCGGAGCCAGUUUAUUAUUGGCUACAUAGAUUACUGCAUUCCCCAAAUCUCUUCACAGAUUACCAUUGGCUACAUCACAGCUCUAAAGUUUCACAUCCGUUCACAGCUGGACAUGCAACAUUUCUUGAACAUCUGGUACUAUGUAUAGUUAUAGGAGUACCAAUCUUGGGCACUGUCUUUAUCGGCUAUGGAUCAAUAAGCAUACUGUACAGUUAUGUUUUGCUUUUUGAUAUGCUCAGAUGCUUGGGACAUAGCAAUGUGGAAGUUAUUCCUCAUCAUCUUUUUGAGAAUAUUCCACUUCUCAGAUAUCUUGUUUAUACUCCUACAUACCAUAAUAUACACCACAUGGACAUGAGAACAAAUUUCUGCCUCUUCAUGCCAGUUUAUGAUAUAUUGGGAAAGACAAUAAACACUCGUUAUUGGGAUCUCCACAAAGAAAUAAGCUCAAGGAAAAAAACAAGUGCACCAGGGUUUGUUUUUCUUGGCCACGUCGUGGAUAUAAUGGCUGCAUUGCACACUCCAUUUGUUUUCCGAUCAUUCAAUUCCAUACCUUUUAGCAAAAAGUUCUUCCUGUUUCCUUUCUGGCCUCCUACCUUUUUAGUAAUGCUUGCCAUGUGGGCCAAGUCCAAGACAUUUUUGGUCAGUUUUUACAAUCUCAGAGGCAGACUGCACCAGACAUGGGUUGUGCCAAGGUUUGGUUUCCAGUAUUUCUUACCUUUUGCUGCAGACGGCAUAAACAAGCAAAUCGAAGAAGCCAUCCUUAGAGCGGAUAGACUUGGUGUCAAGGUCAUUAGCCUUGCCGCACUAAACAAGAAUGAAAGUCUGAAUGGAGGUGGAACGCUGUUUAUUAACAAGCAUCCUGAUCUUAAAGUUCGGGUCGUCCAUGGAAACACCUUGACUGCUGCUGUGAUCCUAAACGAGAUUCCUCGAGAUGUUGAUGAGGUGUUCUUGACAGGUUCAACUUCAAAACUGGGAAGGGCCAUUGCCCUCUAUCUGGCUCGUCGAAGGGUCAGGGUUCUGGUCCUUAUACAUAUGCAGAUGCUUACACAAUCCACGGAGAGAUUCCUAAAAAUCCAAAAGGAAGCUCCCGAGGAACUCCAAAAGUUUCUUGUUCAAGUAACCAAGUAUCAAGCAGCUAAGCAGUGCAAGACAUGGAUUAUUGGAAAGUGGACUACUCCUCGGGAACAAAGUUGGGCGCCAUCAGGGACACAUUUUCAUCAGUAUGUGGUUCCCCCCGUCAUUCCUUUCCGCAGGGAUUGUACUUUCGGGAAGUUAGCAGCAAUGAGACUUCCAGAAGAUGUAGAGGGCCUUGGAUCAUGCGAGUACACAAUGGAAAGAGGUGUAGUUCAUGCUUGCCAUGCCGGUGGGGUGGUUCAUUUUCUUGAAGGUUGGAAACACCAUGAGGUGGGAGCUAUCGAUGUUGAUCAGAUUGAUGUUGUGUGGAAAGCUGCCUUGAGGCAUGGCCUCAAGCCCAUGCAGAAUUUUAUUGUAGAUAAGUCCUGCAAUUGGGGGAUAAGUCAGUAGGACAAUACACGUGGCACUUAAGUAAAAACGGGACAGAUGGGACAGAGUCAAAAUCCGGAAAACAGAUGAUUUGAAGCCACAAUUCUCCACCAAAUUAGGCGGAAAGAACAUUACUCCUAUAAGCAGUUUUUCGGUUGUAGUCUAUACCCAAUUUGGAUGUAAAAUCUUAUCCUUUACCUUCUUCUCCAAUGCUUGUUGCAAAUCUUGCUAUUUGUCAUUGAGAAAUUGACAUAAUGCGUUUCAAAUACCAGUUUCUGUUCUCUUUC
Coffea arabica (coffee) is the source of this 2537-nucleotide messenger RNA. Its product is annotated as very-long-chain aldehyde decarbonylase CER3-like. Lineage: Eukaryota; Viridiplantae; Streptophyta; Magnoliopsida; Gentianales; Rubiaceae. The record is from RefSeq and is a predicted model, not a curated record. Gene Ontology annotation, biological process: lipid biosynthetic process. Gene Ontology annotation, molecular function: oxidoreductase activity; iron ion binding.